Messenger RNA from Ectocarpus sp. CCAP 1310/34, 3352 nucleotides. NCBI's taxonomy places the organism in Eukaryota, Phaeophyceae, Ectocarpales, Ectocarpaceae. The record is from the annotation of a GenBank genome assembly.
GUAGAAGGGGAAGUGCGCAGCACGCACGCAAGCCUUCCUCAUCAUCGCACCGACCACGCCCAAAGGGUCUCCGUGACUGCGCCGGUGGUACCCUUCCACACACGAAAUUCCCAACACGUGUCCCCCUGGGAUCCUCACGACCAGAUUUUGUUGCGAGUAUAUCUAACACGGGCCAUUACCCCGGAGACCCUCGGAACCUGCCGUGUUUGCUGCUUGUUUUUUGUUUUGUUGUUGAGCUGAGACACAAGCGCGCCUUUGCCCGUUGUGCUCACUCUCAUCUAGCACCCUUCAAAGCCUGACCAGGGAGUCAGUUGAUAAGAACAUCUAUCUUCGUUUCUCGUUCCGAAGCUUGCAAGCUCGGACCUACCGAUCUCACAGCAGUGUAACCUCUGUGAUAGACUACAAAGUCUACGAGCUACAGCAGCACCGCGGUGACAGCAGUGUAACCUCUGUGGCACACUACAAAGUCUACGAGCCACAGCAGGACCGCCACCUCCGCUGCUGCAGAACGCCACAUAGUGUGAGGUUAUGAGCCUCGCUUUACGCGAACAGUAGGAGCUUCUGACGUCACGACGGAGGUCAAGACAUCCUACUGUAUACUACAACAUCCGUCUGUAGACCUCGAGCGGAAAUCUGGAUUCGGAGGUUUGGGAGAUCAUCAACGGUCAGCGGAAACGAAAGUGAGCAAACUACUUGGUCAUCUACACCAAGGGGCUGAGAGUUCAUUAUACACACUCGUUACCACUGCUGCAACAGCAGUAGUGGGUGUAGUGGGUGGUGAACAAACAGCAAAGUGUUGCGCGGGAAGCCUCGAUUUAGACAUCGAGCAAAUACGUCUGCGGCGGAGACAGGAGGGAAGACUACUGUAUCGACAGCGAAAGUCGACCGGGGCCCGUAGUCCUAUUCACCGAUUCCCUAAGUGAGGAAAGGGUAUCAGGAGCGGGGUCGCAAAUUGGCCUACAACCGGAGUUCUAUUCACCAAUUCCCUAUCUAUGUGAGAAAAGGGUUUCAGAAGCGGGGUCGCGAAUCGGCAACCGGAGUCCUCUAUGUCAAUAGAAGGAGCGGGGCUGGAAAAAUCUCAGACAGAUAACUGAGUAAUACACCAACAGAAAUAUUUAAGACGAGAUCAUCAGGAUAAAACAGAAAUGGAAGCAACAUCGGGAGCUGGAGGCGGAGGCAGCAUCUGGAGUGAUGGAUCCACAAACCUGGCCAACGUCAUCAGAGGACUCCCCAAGUUCGAUGGAACGAAACCAGAGGACUUCAACGACUGGAUGAAGAAAUUGGGUGUAGUCGUCGGCGUUACUCGGAGGGACAUCAUGCCACUUCUCAAGGGAAUGCGCAGGCCUGAUCCCCUNGAUCCACAAACCUGGCCAACGUCAUCAGAGGACUCCCCAACAUUCGCGGAACUGAAGGCCAACUACAAUCGAGUGACAGAUGAAGUGAUCAGGGCUAAACUGGACGACCUGGAAAGGACUGUCAUGGAGCCAGGAGAGAAGCCGGACUAUUUUUUCAACAAGAAACACCGCCUCCGCUCUCAACUAGAAAAAAUGGGGGAAACCAUGUCCGACCGCCGCUUCAAGGACAUCUGUGUGCAAGGUUCUUCCGAGGACUACAAGGACAUCAAGAUGAUGGUUUUCCGCGACCAAUCAUUCGACGUACAACAGACGCAAGCCACUAUGCGCAACAUCUUCCUUGACGAGCGAAUGCGCAAGAGAAACAAGGGCCAAAUCGCCGGCCGCGGAUUCGCCAUGGCUACCAAGACAUCUGGCCCCAUCUGCUUCGAGUGCAACGAACCGGGGCAUGUCAGGAGGAACUGUCCCAAUCGCCAGCGGGAGGGCCAUAUGGCAAAGAAGACGAAGCGCGCGGGAGCAACCAAGUGGUGCUCCGUCCAUAACACCAUUACACACUCCGACGAAGAAUGUUACAGCCAAGGAGCCAAGCGACCAGAACGCACGGGCAAGGCCUUUUCUGCAUGCACACACUGCGUGCACUGCUCAACCCAGUCAGGAGACAUACACGCCAAGCCUACCACAACGGAAACUCCCAAAGAAACAGAGAAGACCGAGAAGGCAGAGAUCGACUUCUCUUACGACGAAGAUGCAUUCAAGGGUGGAUUCAUGUACCAUGCUACAUGCAGCAAGGGAAGCGGACGCACUUUCACGACAACUGCAACUGGGACUUCCGCGCUGGUGGAUUCUGGAGCUUCUGAAACCAUGUUCGACGACCGCCUCAUCCCGAAUGGACGUCUCGAAGAAGAACGCCCGACGCCCAAGAUCAUCGACGUUGCAGGAGAAAGCCAACUACGAGGCACUACCACUGGGAUCCUACACUGCACCAUCAAAGACGACAAAGAACAGCAACUACCCGUCAAGCUACAAAGUCUCAUCGUGCCAGGAUCAGGCCGGAACAUCUUCGCACCAACGGUCCUUCUCAAGAAGGACCUCCGAUGUGUCCUGGAAGACAAGACCCCACACCUCACCAUUGGCGGAGAAGUCGUCGUUCCUCUGAAACAAGAGACUCAAGACCAAGGCAUGUGCACCCUCGCGAUCACAUUCAAGGGCGAUCCAGCGUCGACAAGCAAGACACCCCCGAACAACCAAGAACCAGGGCGCAAGCCGAAGUUCGGAAAACCAGAAGCGGUACAGAUCGAUCACACUCCGCACGCGACAUGCUCAGUGGCGAUGAGCGUGAGCGCCGACCUCUGGCACCGGCGCCUCGGCCACAUCAAUCCACGUGCUAUGGAGAUUUUGCGGCGCAACCCCGCCACAGGUGUGAAAUAUGACGGACCUGUAUCCCCGUGCGACAACUGCCACAUCACGAAGCACAAGAAGGCUUCCGUCCCGAAGAAGACCAGCCGUGUCCUGACCAAACUAGGAGAACUCGUCCAGUUCGACAACAUGGGACCAAUCGACCCGCCUGCGAAGUACAACGGACGCACCUACUCCUAUGUCGCCAAAGCGACCGACGUCUUCACCAGAAUGCGGGAAGUGUACCUACUGCGCGACAGGACCGAAACCACGCAAGCUCUGCACGCCUACAACAUGCAAGUAGCAUCUGAAGGCUACCGCAUCGAGGUUCUACGCUGUGACAAAGGCGGAGAGAACACUGGGGAAGAAAUGCGCAACUACUGUAGGGAGUCUGCGAUCAAGCUGGAAUUCGCCGCGACCAACACGCCCCAAGAAAUCGGAGUGUCAGAAAGGGAUGGCCAGACACUUGCGGCUGUGACUCGAGCUCUACUGCGCGAUGGAGACUUCCCAAAACACAUGUGGGGGGAGCUCAUGAUGACUGCAGCAUACCUGACCGACAGGACCCCACACGCGGCGCUAGGGUGAGCCACGCCGUAUUCCAAGAU